Messenger RNA from Toxorhynchites rutilus septentrionalis, 3163 nucleotides. Its product is annotated as tubulin glycylase 3A-like. The record is from RefSeq and is a predicted model, not a curated record. Gene Ontology annotation, molecular function: protein-glycine ligase activity, initiating. The transcript is spliced from 4 exons. Lineage: Eukaryota; Metazoa; Arthropoda; Insecta; Diptera; Culicidae. Bases 189 to 2966 code for a protein of 925 amino acids. Gene Ontology annotation, cellular component: cilium. Gene Ontology annotation, biological process: protein polyglycylation; cilium assembly; cilium movement.
CGCGGAACCGUUCGGAGGUACUUGGAAGAGGGAAACACGGCCCUGGAAGCGUUUGUGGACUAUAGUGAGAGGAUACGGAAGUAAAUCCAUUGGAAUUCGUGGAAGCAGAAGAUUUAGUGAAAUUUAUUGGCAUAAAUGUUUUGUGUUAUUUUGGAAAAGGGGUUUUCGAUGCCACAGUUCUGCUGAAGAUGGAGGACGAAAUGAAUACCAGUAGCGGUAGCAGCAGCAGUGGUAGCAGCACUAGCAGUACCAGUGGUGAUAGUGAUAAAUGCUCUGACGCUAGUUCGAGUGAAAAGGAUAUUGAAAGUGAAAAUGACAAGGAUAAUGAAGGCAACCGAUCGGCCAGCAUUGUAAGGGGCCAGAAGAAGGGGAAACCUGGUGCUACCAGUGGCGGAAGCGAGAAUGAAAAUGAUAAAGAGGUUAAAGUGUUAGCGCCCAAAACAAUCGAAGGAAACGUUGGACCGUUGACAGCGACGGUGAAAUUCAUCAAUCCUUUCAAAAAUAAUUGGAUCAACGCCGACCGUUUGAACGAGCUCAGGAAGAAAGUGCACGACGCCUCAAAGCAUCACCGAGUGUUUCUUUUACGCGGGUCAUUUCAUACCGUUCGGCGGGCGCUGGUUGAACGGGGCUGGGUGGAAAAGCAAGAUGGAUUUCGGGCGAAACCGCAAGCAACCACAUCGUCCUCGGGGUUUAUUCUGGAAGAUCUCGUCCAACAACUUCCAGAACGCAAACCGGGCGAAUCUCGCAAGAAUCAUAUCGCAAAAUGUGAACGUAGCAUCAUGUCUCGAUUUCUCGAGCAUACACCCAUCGAUUUACUCUGGACAGCUCGCAGAGAGAAGAGUGACUGGAUAGAUAUGACCAAGAAUGCUUCGUUGAUCAUCAACCGCUUCAGUAAGGCUCCUUUCACAACCAAGGAAGGUAUUUGUUCCGCACUGCACGACUUUCAUUGGUUUUACGAGGAAGGUAUGUCCGAGACAUAUUUUCCUCGCUGCUACAAUGUGUGGAACCCUGAGGAACUGAAUGAAUUCAUCGACAAUUUCCGGCUGACCGCUUCGAUGGGCCUCCUAAAGUGGCUAAUCGAGGCUCACUCAAAGGAUGGGAUGGAUGCAAUACUCUCGGACGAGGGAAAAGUUCCUGGAUCAUGCGUCAGCUUCGCACUGGCUCGUUGCAAAGAGUACCUGGACUAUUGUUUACAUAACGAUAUCGAUAUUGAAGAAGAUGUUAAAAUUUGGGAUCACGACUGGGAUGUGUUCCUCACGCAUCAUUACUUGCUAACUCACGAGGGAGGAAAAAUAUUGCUUACAAAAGAGGCGGAUUAUGCGAGUUUGAUUGAAAAUUAUGUAGCGGAUGCGCGGUCGGUUCUGGAACAAAUAAAAAACCAUUGGCCGCAGUAUGCAUUGGAUGGCUUUUUGAAUAUAUGGAUUGUGAAACCGGGGAACAAAUGCCGCGGAAGAGGAAUUCAUCUAAUGAACAACAUCAAGCAGAUCAUUACAAUGGUUAAUCCUCCCAUUGUGAGCAAAACGAGAUAUGUGAUACAGAAAUAUAUAGAGCGCCCCCUCAUCAUUCACAACACAAAAUUCGACAUACGACAAUGGUUCAUGAUAACGAGCGUCCAGCCGUUGAUCAUAUGGUUCUACAAAGAAAGUUACCUACGUUUCAGUUCCCAGCAGUACAAUCUCAUGAACUACCACGAAUCAGUGCACCUGACCAAUCAUGCCAUCCAGAAGAAGUACCACAACGCGGAACGGGACGAACGACUUCCGCACGAAAAUAUGUGGGACUGCCACACGUUCCAGGCGUACCUGCGCCAGAUCGGCAAGUACGAAAUGUGGUCCGAACGAAUUUAUCCGGGAAUGCAAAAGGCAAUCAUCGGCUCGCUGUUGGCUUGCCAAGAUAACAUGGAUCGUCGACCGAAUACCUUCGAGCUGUACGGAGCGGAUUUCAUGAUAACCGAGGACUUCUACCCGUGGCUGAUAGAGAUCAACUCGAGUCCAGAUUUGGCACCCAGUACGAGCGUUACGGCACGCCUUUGUCCGCAGUGCGUAGAGGAUACUAUUAGAGUCGUGAUCGAUCGUCGCCACGAACCAAACGCAAGCACCGGUUCGUUUGAGCUGAUCUACAAACAGGUUAUCCCAAAAACGCCUGCCUACAUGGGUCUAAAUCUACAGCUGCGCGGCCACAGAAUCACGCCGAAAAGUUCCAUCAAGAAGGAUCGCUUGCGCGUUCUCCCCGUUAAGCCAGUGCAGAACGUCCUCCAGGUAUCACGAUUGGCUGCCUCGGCUGCCCCGAGACCGAUAGCAGCUCCCGUGAUAAUGGAUCUUAUCGAUUGUCUACAGUUCGAUACCAAGCUCCAGGAGGACGAAGAAACGCGUGUCCGAACGGCGCUCUAUCGCAAGGCGGGGUUCUCGCCAAGGCCCAAUUUGCGGUAUGAUUUUGCCAAGAAGAAAUCCUAUAUUAUCGCGAAGACGGGUGAUUUUUUCCGCAGAAGCGGUGCUCCGAAGUAUCUAGCUGAUAAUGAAACGUAUAUUGAUAACAUAGAAGAUUGGGAACGAGCUACGACCAGCAUCUUCCAGAGUAACUACGCCAAUACACUGCAUUCACUCACCGCCAACCGAAACACUCCUCUCGGAUGUGGAGAGUUGCAGACGUCACCAAGUGCCAGUUAUACUAACCUGAAGUACUGCCCGAAAACUGCGCCUAACGCCAAUAAUUGUGAUGACCUAGAUAGUGCAAAUGUCAAUGGUGAACGAAGCACCACAUUAUGUGAAAACUCUUCCGGUUACAGUAGAUACAAUAAACUAUCCACCAAUAGUAAUAAGAUGGCGCUGACAUCGACAUUGGAUAACUUAUACACACUUGGGUUGAGCCUUCGGAAACAGACUGUGGUUAAAAGCCCCAAGGCAUCCCGAUCCAACGCCAGCUACACACAAUCAAACGAAAAUCUAGUCGAGUUAGAAAAAACUUAAUUAGCUAAGCAAAAAAGUAACAAACUACGUACUCUUUAAGUAAGAGAAAACGUAGCAAUCGUCCUGUUCUUUAGUGUGUAGUGACGUUCCGUGUACCUCCACCAGAUAAAUGUAACACAUUUCUGUAUUUACAGCGUUUUAGUGCUUCGAAAUUAGAUUGUUAUUGAAAUCCGAGUUAAACCAGAAACAAAUUAAUA